GACUGACAAGAGGUGAUUUUGCAGUUAUAUUUUUUAACGAAGGGCCAUUAAAAUAAAAUAAACCGUACGGUAAGCUUAUACUUCAAUAAAUUCCCAUCACUCUAUUACGCCAUAAAUUGCGACAAUUUUUUCGCCGGUGAAAGUAUCUCCACAUAUAUCCUAUGUAACUGACGACAUGGGGAAUAAAUCGACCAAGCAAAAGUGCUUAGGAGCUGCCGAACAAGGGCUACACGACGUGGAAAUCUGCGGCAACAGUAUGAACUCUGUUGUGAGUAAUCCUUACAUAUUAUCCAAAAUAAUGACCUUCCUGGACAUACCGUCCCUCAAAUCGUGCCGUCUCGUGAAUAAAUACUGGUCAGACGAAGCAACCCGUCAGCUGAAAAGUAGAGCCAUUACAAAAAUAGUUUUUUGGCCUGAUGAACUCCAACACAACAGGAAAACAAAGAAAGCAAGGUUUUCCGAUUACUUGCGUCGCUCAUUUGUUUGUCAAAAUGUCCAUUGUGUUAUGGACGCAGAACCGAACAGUUCCACUUUACUACUGUUCUUAAAGAAAUUUGGACUUCAAGUCAGGAAUUUGUCUACCAAUUCAACACGAAAUUUAAAAAUCUGGCUAGAACACUCACCAAAUUUGACUUCUGUUCACAUACACACAUCAGAAUUGGACGACCUUUUUCCAAAAGAUGAGCCUCCAUUCUGUCAAAUUAAAGAUUUAUUUUUUUCCUUUUAUGGCUUCUCAGACUCGUGGUCGAUUCCUAUUGCUAACCAAAUGAUCCAUUAUUUUCCAAAUUUGGAAAGAUUAUCCCUGAAAAUAAGCGACUAUGAUUACGACUGCAAGUAUAUACCGGACCCGCUAAAAGGUAUCGCACUGCAGGGAAAAAAUUGGUCCCCAAACUUGCACAGCCUGAACAUCCUUUCGAAUCAUGGUUUUGGCCCGAAAUUGAUUUUAUUCGCGAAUUUGGGGAGCAAAUGGAGAAAUAUACGAAUAGGUCACGUGCUACUUGAGCGUCGCGACGAUGUGGAAAGAUUCGAAGGUUUUUUGGACAAGAGUAAGGAAACCUUGCAAGAACUGGAGUUCCAACUUACAUCUGCUGCGUGUAGCCUGGUGUUGCCACGUUUCUCGAAAUUGAGAAAAUUGGAAAUUCAAUUUAACUUGCAUUCCCCCAAAAUUGAAACCUUUCUGUACUCUGAAAAAUUCCCAGUGUUAGAGCAUUUUAGUUAUGAAGACAAGUCAGAAUUUAAUCGGCCCUUGUUGCAAAUUUUUUUCCCAGCUGAAGGCCAGAUUUGUAGGACGAUUAAAACAUUAUCCGUUCAACUUCAUAGACAUAAUGUUGCAAAGGAGUUGCCCCAUUUGGAAAAAUUGUUUCCGAUGGCUGAUUUUCUUUAAAUAUUUAAAGAACCUAACGAUAUUCACUUUUGGGUGCGUUUUCCACAUUACUUUUGCAAUCUUCAUUUUUUAGAAAAACAUACACGGUGACUGGAUUGGUCUAUGAUUUAUCGAAUCUUAACUAAAUAUACUUUAGAAUGCAGAAGACCUGCCAAUAAAAUUAUUUUUGAAACCUAA
Molecule: messenger RNA, 1561 nt
Organism: Folsomia candida
Lineage: Eukaryota; Metazoa; Arthropoda; Collembola; Entomobryomorpha; Isotomidae
Exons: 3
Coding region: 176-1384 (402 amino acids)
Molecular function (GO): protein binding
Source: RefSeq, a predicted model, not a curated record